Molecule: messenger RNA, 1782 nt
Organism: Drosophila takahashii
Lineage: Eukaryota; Metazoa; Arthropoda; Insecta; Diptera; Drosophilidae
Gene: Ugt37D1
Product: UDP-glycosyltransferase family 37 member D1
Molecular function (GO): UDP-glycosyltransferase activity
Source: RefSeq, a predicted model, not a curated record
AAGAAAUCUUAUCAGUGCGUUAUCGCCCAACUGAACUGAGUAUAAGAUAGCCGCCGGCUGCUCGCAGGCCAUUCAGUUACCAUUUGCACUUGGACUUGAAAGGAGCUCGAAAUGACACCAAACCGGAGCAGUUGGAUCGGCUGCAGUCUGGGUGGCCUUUUGGUCGCCCUCUUGGCCCUGCAAUCGAUGCCCCAGGGCAGCGAGGGAGCCAACAUCCUGGGCGUCUUCACCAGCCACAGUCCGUCGCACUUCAUCGUCCACAUGUCCAUCAUGAAGACGCUGGCCGAGAAGGGUCACAAUGUGACGGUCGUGUCCUCGGUUCCUCCAAAAGUGACCCACAAGAGCAUCAAGCACAUUGUUGUCCCGAUGAGUGAGGCGGACGAGAAGGUGCUCAACGACGGCAUGGCUGGCAUGGUCAAGGAUAAGCCCUCGAUUUGGAACACCUUCAAAUCGAUCUUCAGCUCGCUGGCCAUGCUGAUUGACAAGCAGGUGGACGUCCUGGAGGAUCCGCGCUUCCAGGAACUGUAUCUCAACAAGGGCAACAAAUUCGACGUGGUCUUCGUAGGGUUCUUCUUCAAUACCUAUCAGGUGGCCCUGGGUGCUCGGUUCAAUUGCCCCGUAAUUAUUUCCUGGUCCGGUGCGCCCAUGAUGAUGGUCAACGAGGUUCUGGGCAAUCCCGAGCUGUCCAGCGUUCCCCAGAUGAACAUUGCCGGCGAACCGGGAAAACCCAUGAAUUUCCAGCAGCGUUUGCAGAACUUUGGCAGCACUGUUGGAUUUAACAUUCUCAGUCUCUUCCUGAGCCACAAAUACAAUGGGUUCUAUGAGCGACUUUGGGGCAAGGACAAGUCCAUACCCAGCUUUGAGCUGGCCAAAAGGAAUGUCUCGCUGGCCUUCUGCAAUAGCCACGGGAUCAGCGAGGGACCCAUUCGACCCAAUGUGCCGGGCAUCAUCGAGAUCGGAGGCAUUCAGGUGAAGAGCAAGCCCGAUCCUCUGCCGGAGGACAUCAAGGAGUUCCUGGAGAAGGCCAAGCACGGUGCCAUCCUCUUUAGUUUGGGCUCCAACCUGAAGGGCGAGCACAUCCAACCGGAAGUGGUGACCACCAUAUUCAAGGGUCUGAGCAGCCUGAAGCAGCAGGUGAUCUGGAAGUGGGAGGAUCCGAAGAAUACACCCGGCAAGGCGGCGAACAUACUGUACAAGAAGUGGCUGCCCCAGGACGAUAUCCUGGCCCAUCCCAAGAUCAAGCUUUUCAUCACGCAUGCCGGCAAGGGCGGCGUGGCCGAGGCCCAAUACCAUGGAGUUCCCAUGCUGGCUCUGCCCGUCUUCGCCGAUCAGCCCGGAAAUGCCGACAAAUUGACCGCCAGUGGUUAUGGCCUUCAGCUGCCUUUGGCCAGUUUGGAUCUGGAUGAGUUCAAGGCGGCCAUCAAGGAGGUUAUCGAGAAUCCCAAGUUCGCCAAGAAGCUGAAGAGCUUCUCGCAGCUGUAUCGCGAUCGUCCCUUGAGUGCCCAGGAAUCGGUGGUCUAUUGGACGGAGUACGUGAUCCGUCAUCAUGGCGCCGCCCACAUGCAGAGUCCCUUGGUCCACAUGAACAUCAUCGCCAGCAACAACCUGGACAUCUAUGUGCUCGCCGCUCUGGUGCUCUACAUCCUGUUUAUUGUUAACAAGAUUGUUUGGAAAUUUGUGUGGCGCAAAUUGUUUGCCAAAUCGAACAAAGCCUCCCCGAAGAAGAAGGUGAAGAAGCAGUAAAUAGACAUCACAAGAAAUAUGCGAAUUUUAUAGUCAUUU